GGUGUUUGCUGUAGUUACGGUGUCUAAUGUCGGAAAAAAUGUUUAGAUGUAUGUAAUAGGUACCCUACUGUGUGCUCAGUACUGCAAUGCUCUUUAUCUGUACUGUAUUACAUAUACUACCUGUCCUCCUGUCCAUGAAGACGAGGUUUAGCUUUUUAAUGUUGAAUAUGAAGAACGAUUGGUUAAAUGUUGGUGGGAGCUAUUUGGGUUACUUGUAGCACCCGGGAAUGUGGGCCGACUAUAUACUGGCUCAUCACCAUCGCUCGACAGUUCAUUCCUUCGUCGUGAUUCCCAAUCGUAAGGUGCAAGUCCUGAUCUUCACUCCUCUUCGUAUCAACCGAACGUUUCGGCGAAUUUUUUUUUAUUUUCAAACUUUUUUCAACCAGUUUCGUUGUUAUUUUGUUUAGUUUUUAUAUAACAAUGAAGUCAGCAUUAUUUUUACUAUUCUUCGGGAUCGUUGCUGUAACAGCGCAACGGCGACUGGCGUUACCUGAUCCAAGAAGCUGUGCAAAUCGAGUACGUCAUGCAUCGUACAGAGAUGCUCGAGGUGUAGCUCAUUCAUAUUUCUUCAGCUGGGAACACCAGCCGACGAGAAGUCUAGAAGUUGAUUGGCUUGACUCACGUAAUAUUUGCCGUCGUCAUUGUAUGGACGCGGUAUCAUUAGAAACACCACAGGAAAAUGAAUUUAUUAAACAGAGAAUCGCUCGAGGAAACAUAAGAUACAUCUGGACGUCAGGACGCAAAUGUAACUUCAAUGGAUGUGACAGACCAGAUCUCCAGCCCCAGAAUGUCAACGGAUGGUUCUGGUCAGGCUCUGGAGCCAAAAUUGGACCCACUACACAGCGUAAUACUGGUGACUGGAGUAACACUGGUGGAUAUGGCCAAGCUCAACCUGACAACCGUGAAGCUGCUCAGGGUAACGACGAAUCCUGUCUCGCUAUUCUGAACAACUUCUACAACGACGGUGUCAAGUGGCAUGACGUAGCUUGUCAUCAUCUCAAACCGUUUGUAUGCGAAGACAGCGAUGAACUUCUCAACUUUGUAGCGUCUCGAAACCCUGGCAUUCGUCUCUAAAAUAAAAAUAAAUAAUUAAAAUAAGGAUAGAUAAAAAAACAAACAAGAUAUCAUAAAUGAAAGAGAUUAGUUUUUAUACAUAUGAUUAUGAUUGUGAAUUGUGCUUCAUCUCAUUUAUUUUUUUAAACUUCAGUCUAUUUAUAUUGUACUAACAUAUCUUCUUAUAGUGAUUAAUUAAUUAAGGUUAGUAAAAGUUAAUUGCAAUAAAACGACUACCUGGUACAUGAAUUUUUAUCAUUAUGAAGAUAUGCGAUUAAAAAUUUUUAUUACUUUCUACAAUAGUAUAUUCAAUUCGUUUUAAAUUCAAUGCUUAAUGCUAAAUUAAAUUACUCAACAUGUUUUAUUUACAAUUUCAUUAGUUGUUUUCUUCUUAUUCUAUUCAUGUAAUUUUUAUUAUGUAGAGAAACAGAUGAGAAGUCAUUGAAAAAUAGAGUAUUGUGUUAAUCUUCAUGUAGAAUUUUUAGACUCCGGAUUGAAUAAUGUGCUAAUUGUGUAAGUCAAUAAUUAUUUUAAAUUGUAAAAAUUAGAGAUUUAGUUUUAUUAAUUAAUGAUAAAGUUUAAUGUACUUAUUUUUUUUUUAACAAAUAAAAUGUUUUAUUG
This is a messenger RNA of Cotesia congregata, 1674 nucleotides long. The record is from the annotation of a GenBank genome assembly. NCBI's taxonomy places the organism in Eukaryota, Metazoa, Arthropoda, Insecta, Hymenoptera, Braconidae.